AUGAGACAUUUCUUGCGUUCAGGGACUACCUCGAAUGGCGUACACGGUCUGGCAAGUCCUGUAACUUCUGGACUUUACCAUCUGACCAAUAACUAUGGUCAAACCGGCCAACAAUCCGAAACCCAAGCAAGGACUAGAGGCCGAAGUAGCGUAAUAAGAGAUCGAUGUGGCUGGUGUAUUGCAAACCGUAAGGGCUAUGAAAGUGCCAAACCCGUUUGUGGCAAUUGUCGGAAGAAACCAGAGCGCUGCCACUGGCCUGUGGGUAACCAUUCGAGAAGCGGAUUAGGCGAAUUGCGUAUUUCACCAAGACCUAAUGAAGAUAAUCCGCAGCACAGUGGGAUUAACACAGUUGAAGAGGGUUCGAUAAGCAACAUUGUGGCUGGAGCACAAUUGACGACGAAUAAUGCGCUGGCCCAAGAAGAACUUGUCCCUCUAAGUCAAGUUUUCAAACAAGUCGAACGGACCAUGUCGAGUGUGGUCUUGAGGCAGCAAUUGCCAGUUGAAGACCAGGUUCCAGGAUAUUCUUUGCAGGAGAUGCAGCGUCUUGAUCAAGUCCGAGUGAGAGUCCUCGAGGGCACUAGAGUAUACCUAGGCUAUGGUCCUCAAUUGCCAGUGGUGAACGGAAAGAUGGAUUGA
Messenger RNA from Rhinocladiella mackenziei CBS 650.93, 636 nucleotides. RefSeq lists its product as uncharacterized. Bases 1 to 636 code for a protein of 211 amino acids. NCBI's taxonomy places the organism in Eukaryota, Fungi, Ascomycota, Eurotiomycetes, Chaetothyriales, Herpotrichiellaceae. The transcript is spliced from 2 exons. The record is from RefSeq and is a predicted model, not a curated record.